UCGAAUGCCCAGUGCCAUCACUAUUAUCAAAUAUCAUUGUUUCACCCAUCUGGUAACACCGCAAGUCGUAUUGUGCAAAAAGGAAAUAUAAUUUAGCCAAAACAAAAGCCAAAUAAGGAACAUGGCCCACGACCGCGAGGUGCUGCGAAUGAUCUGGGAGGGCCAGAUAGGCAUAUGCUUCCAGGCGGAUCGGGACGAGAUCGUGGGCAUCAAGCCGGAGCCUUUCUAUCUGAUGAUAUCGCGACUCAGCUACUUGCCUUUGGUGACCGACAAGGUUCGCAAGUACUUCUCACGCUAUAUAAGCGCCGAACACCAGGACGGAGCUGUGUGGUUCGACUUCAAUGGAACACCCCUGCGCCUUCACUAUCCAAUUGGUGUCCUAUACGAUCUGCUACAUCCGGAGGAGGACAGCACGCCCUGGUGCCUCACCAUUCACUUCUCCAAGUUCCCCGAGGACACGCUCGUCAAGCUCAACUCCAAGGAGCUGCUGGAAUCGCACUACAUGUCCUGCCUGAAGGAGGCAGAUGUGCUUAAGCACCGCGGCCUGGUCAUAUCCGCGAUGCAGAAGAAGGACCACAAUCAGCUGUGGCUGGGAUUGGUCAACGAAAAGUUUGAUCAGUUCUGGGCCGUCAAUCGGAGGCUAAUGGAACCGUAUGGCGAUCUGGAGUCCUUCAAAAACAUUCCCCUGCGAAUCUACACAGACGAUGACUUCACGUACACCCAGAAACUGAUUUCGCCGAUCAGCGUGGGCGGACAAAAGAAGAGUUUGGCCGAUUUAAUGGCCGAAUUAUCGACACCUGUGCGCAAAGCGGUUGGAUGUCGCACCCACGGCAUCGAUCUUCACGAGGAGACCCAACUCCAAUGGAUGUCCGAGCAUCUGAGCUAUCCCGACAACUUUUUGCAUUUAUCGGUGGACUACAAGGAUGUUUAGCCUUAUCCCUAUAUGUAUAUAGCCCUAUGUUUUGCCCAGUUCGCGUGCGUGUAUAUUUAUGCUUGUGUUCGUGUCCAUGUGUGCUUGUGAGUGUGCGUGCAGUUCUAUUUUUCGAUUCCAGCAAAUCCCAGGGCGAUCCUCUGCGAUCGAUUUACAUACAUAUAUACGGAUCCAUGUAUAUAUCCAAAAAUACGUCUAGUUAAGCUAAUCUGUAUGUUAUAUUUAUGAUAUAUGCCAGCAUUUAAAAGAAGCGAGCAGCGCAAACCAAACGAUUACUGAAACUACCCACUAACUAAUAAUACCAACAUACAGUUAAACUUAACUUUUUUUUUUAUUUCGGAACCUAAUCUGCCAAUUUUAGUUGCGGAAAACUUUAUUGAAAUUAAAGCACAGUUUUAUUACGUUUAUGUAAUUAUUUGAUACACUAAAACAACAUCACGCCACACUAAUGAUUAAUGGAAGCUAUUUUAUAUCGACCCAAUCAAAAAUAUAUAUAUAUAUAUACGAAAGUUAUAAAAGAAUUGUAUUUUUCGGGGGGGUGGGAAUAAAAUAGGUCAUUUAACUUGGCAGAUAUUAAGAAUCGAUAAGUUAUAUAUUCGCGAAUGGAUCGAAAGAUCUGUUCAUGGCUGUGUUAAUCAACCUCCUAUGGUAAUUUUUAAGCCUCCGGAAAUUGGUCAAGACCCGCAAAAAAAAAAAAGAGAGAAAAAGAACCGAGGGCGAGGUUAUCAAUUUCGUUCGCGAUUUAUCCGUCUGUCAAGAUAGUGCCUGGAAUUGAAAAUUGGGUCUGGAGUGGUGGUGCUAUAUCUGUUUGCUUUAUAUAUAUAUAUAUUUUUUUUUUUUUGUUAUUUCUUUGCAACCAGACGGACCUUACACAAUAUGUUUUUGGCCAACCCCGAAAUCGGAGAUCUUCAGUGCGUCUCCUUUAUUUGAAGAGCAUCGAUUUGACACUGUCAGUCGAACAGUAACAACCACAUUGUCCUGAUCUAUAAUUAGUUAACGCUUUUGCACCACUCGAGAAUGAUUUAUUCGAUUGUUAUUUGUAUCGUUUGUCUGGGCACGUUUGCCGUAGCGAGUCCAAAAAUAAACUGUACGUACAUCAGAUAAAAAGCCAAUCCAAAUUAAAA
Messenger RNA from Drosophila simulans, 2055 nucleotides. It is a transcript of the gene Atg5, whose product is annotated as autophagy protein 5. The record is from RefSeq and is a predicted model, not a curated record. Gene Ontology annotation, cellular component: phagophore assembly site membrane; Atg12-Atg5-Atg16 complex; cytoplasm. Bases 122 to 931 code for a protein of 269 amino acids. NCBI's taxonomy places the organism in Eukaryota, Metazoa, Arthropoda, Insecta, Diptera, Drosophilidae. Gene Ontology annotation, biological process: cellular response to nitrogen starvation; autophagosome assembly; C-terminal protein lipidation. The transcript is spliced from 6 exons.